Messenger RNA from Pipistrellus nathusii (Nathusius's pipistrelle), 1023 nucleotides. Lineage: Eukaryota; Metazoa; Chordata; Mammalia; Chiroptera; Vespertilionidae. The record is from the annotation of a GenBank genome assembly.
AUGAGUGAACUGGAACAGUUGAGGCAGGAAGCCGAACAACUACGGAAUCAGAUCCAGGAUGCCAGGAAAGCAUGCAAUGAUGCAACACUUGUUCAGAUCACAUCAAACAUGGAUUCCGUGGGUCGGAUACAAAUGCGAACAAGACGUACGCUGAGGGGGCACCUCGCUAAAAUCUAUGCCAUGCAUUGGGGCUAUGACUCAAGGCUACUAGUCAGUGCUUCCCAAGAUGGAAAAUUAAUUAUUUGGGAUAGCUAUACAACAAAUAAGAUGCAUGCCAUUCCUCUGAGGUCUUCCUGGGUGAUGACCUGUGCUUACGCCCCCUCUGGUAAUUACGUGGCUUGUGGAGGACUGGACAACAUCUGCUCUAUCUAUAACUUAAAGACCAGAGAGGGGAAUGUGAGAGUGAGCCGAGAGUUACCGGGCCACAUAGGCUACUUGUCCUGCUGCCGUUUUUUAGAUGACAGCCAAAUUGUUACAAGUUCAGGAGAUACAAAUUGUGCCCUAUGGGACAUUGAAACUGCCCAGCAGACCACGACGUUCACUGGGCAUUCUGGAGAUGUGAUGAGUCUGUCUCUGAGUCCCGACAUGAGGACUUUCGUGUCUGGUGCUUGUGAUGCCUCUGCCAAGUUAUGGGAUAUCCGAGAUGGAAUGUGUAGACAGUCUUUCUCUGGACAUGUGUCAGAUAUUAAUGCUGUCAGUUUUUUUCCAAAUGGCUAUGCCUUUGCCACUGGCUCCGAUGAUGCCACUUGCCGUCUCUUUGACCUUCGUGCAGACCAAGAAUUACUAUUGUAUUCUCAUGACAAUAUUAUCUGUGGGAUCACCUCCGUAGCCUUCUCAAAAAGUGGGCGCCUCCUGUUAGCUGGUUAUGAUGACUUUAAUUGUAACGUGUGGGACACACUGAAAGGAGAUCGUGCAGGUGUUCUUGCUGGUCAUGACAACCGGGUCAGCUGUCUGGGUGUAACUGACGAUGGCAUGGCUGUGGCAACAGGCUCAUGGGACAGUUUUCUUAGAAUCUGGAAUUAA